Molecule: messenger RNA, 1573 nt
Organism: Urocitellus parryii (Arctic ground squirrel)
Lineage: Eukaryota; Metazoa; Chordata; Mammalia; Rodentia; Sciuridae
Gene: Oser1
Product: oxidative stress responsive serine rich 1
Biological process (GO): cellular response to hydrogen peroxide
Source: RefSeq, a predicted model, not a curated record
CGACUCYGGAGGCGCGGGCCGCCCCUGCCGCGGGUUUGGAUCCGGGUCAGUCAGGCGCGGCGGUCGGGGAGAGACGAUCUGAACUGACGGGACCGGAUCACCGGAGCGCCCCAGCUGCGAGGAGUAUUAACGGGAACAUCCAUAGUAGUGCAAAAACUUUCACAAUGAAAUCCGAAGCCAAGGAUGGAGAGGAGGAGAGUCUACAAACUGCUUUCAAGAAAUUAAGAGUGGAUGCAUCAGGGUCCAUAGUAUCGCUGUCUGUUGGAGAAGUCACGAGUGUCAGAGCAUCAGUCAGAACAGCAGCAGAUGAUACCAAACCUAAAACCUCAUGUGCAUCUAAAGACAGUUGGCAUGGGUCURCAAGGAAGUCUUCACGAGGAGCAGUGAGAACCCAGCGUCGUCGACGUUCUAAGUCUCCUGUCCUUCAUCCUCCAAAGUUCAUACAUUGCAGUACAAUAGCAUCUCCUUCCAGCAGCCAGCUCAAGCACAGAAGCCAGACUGACCCCCCUGAUGGCAGCAGUGGGCUGGGAAUAUCAACUCCUAAAGAGUUCAGUGCAGGAGAAAGCUCUGCUUCACUCGAUGCCAGUCACACAGGGGGAGUUGUUGAGCCUUUGGGAACUUCAGUUCCAAGGCUCUCAUCAGAGAGUAAGACAGAAGACUCCUGUGAUGCUACCCAAGUCUCCCACACAAGUCUCAAGGCCAGCGAUCUCUCUGACUUUCAAUCUGUUUCCAAGCUAAACCAGGGCAAGCCAUGUGCAUGCAUAGGCAAGGAGUGCCAGUGUAAGAGAUGGCAUGAUAUGGAAGUGUAUUCCUUUUCAGGCCUGCAGAAUGUUCCUCCCUUGGCCCCAGAACGAAGAUCCACACUUGAGGACUACUCUCAGUCGCUGCACACCAGAACUCUGUCUGGCUCUCCCCGUUCCUGUUCUGAGCAAGCUCGAGUCUAUGUGGAUGAUGUGACCAUUGAGGACCUAUCAGGCUACAUGGAAUAUUACUUGUAUAUUCCCAAGAAAAUGUCCCACAUGGCAGAAAUGAUGUACACCUGAUAGUAAGAAGCUAAUUCACAUGCUUUAAACCAAUGAAGGGUUGUCAAAGAGAUUUAGUUAAUGGCAGACCUUGUGGCUACUUUGUGUGAGAGGACGUCUUUCUGCUCACUGUGCUUGCAAUAAAAACUUUUCUUGGCAUCUCAGUUAAUCUUCAUUCUUUAAACUUACUCUAGUUUUUUCGUACCCAUCAAGGUAAACAGAUCAGAGAAAGUYCCCCUCCCAUAGAGUGUUCAUGGGGAAUGAAAAAAACGUAAUUUCUUGAGACUGGUAAUAGUGGGUGUAUGGAGAAAACCUUUUGUAAAACAGCAUUUUUUACUGUGUAAGAUUGGAUAGCCAAGGAAAGUCAGUUUUGUAACUGAACUAAACACUUGCCAUGUUGUCGUGCCAGCCUGCAGUAUUAGAAGUUACAAGACUGAUUUAAACCAUAUCUGAUUUAAUGCAGGAUUUGUGCCAUUACAGGUUUCUUAUGUUUUUUGUUGAGCCAGAGGUCUAAGGUUUAGGUUCAAUAUGAAUAAACUAGCCAGCCUGCC